GGAGACGUUAACACCCUCUGGUAAAUCUACUGUAUGACUGUUUCACCAAUCAGACGCAGCAGGAAUUAUCACAGGACUCCAUUUGACCAAUCAGCCGUGGUAACAAUAACCACAUGUGGUCACAUGACCACACCCAAACCGGAUCUUCAGCUGGCAUCCCUGGCAUAAUACAUCUCCUCUCCAGGUGAUCUUUCCUGAAACAGAGAGAUGAAAUCAGCAGAGAAACUCAUCAUCAUUUGUUUUCUGUUUAAAGCUGUUUUGUGCAGUAAAUUCUCCAUCAGUCUACCAGGGAGUGUAGAAGCUCUGAGAGGACUCUGUGUUCUCAUACCCUGCAGUUUUCAGAUUGACGGACAAUAUGACACACAGCUCCAGGGAGAUACUACAGGAAUCUGGACAAAAGACAGCACUGACCAUCAAACAAACACAGUCUUUAACUCUAAAAUCCCUGAACAGAACAAGAUUAAAGGUGAAAUUAUAGGAGACCUCCGCAUGAAGAACUGCACCACUGUCUUCUACAACAUCAGUGAGAGUGACAGAGGAGAUUAUUACUUUAGAAUAGAAACUCCAGGAACACUGAAAUACACUUAUAAUUCUCCAUCAGUAUCUGUAAGAGUGAGAGACUCAAUAAGACUGUAUAAGGAGGAUCAGGGGGAGGUGGAGGACCUAAAUGAGGUGAUGGAGGGAACUUCAGUGAGGAUCAUUUGCUCUGCUCCAUCUCCUCCAUGUCUCUUAAAGUCUUCCACUGUUAAAAGGAACUUCCUGCCUGAGGAGAGAAGACAGGAGCAGAACCACAACACCAGCUUCAGCUCCCCUCAGCUGAACUUCAACGCUACUCACCUGCAUCAUGGACAGGAUUUCACCUGCACUGCCACCUACUGGCUCCAGAACAAAACUAUAUCAGUACAGAGCUCUCUUACACUCCAUGUUCUGUAUGGUCCUAGAAACACAUCAGUAUCAGCAUCUCCAUCUGCUUCAGUAGUUUUGGGCAGUUCAGUGUCUCUGAGUUGCAGCAGUGAUGCAAACCCAGCAGUGCUGAACUACACCUGGUACAGAGAGAACGGAGAGCAGAUAGGAACCGGAGACCAUCUCACCAUCAACACCACUGAUUCUACACACAGUGGUUUAUACUACUGUAGAGCUCAAAACCAGCAUGGAGAUCACAACUCAUCUGUCUACCUGGAUGUGCAGUAUGGUCCUACAAACACAUUAGUAUCAGCAUCUCCAUCUGCUUCUGUGGUUUUGGGCAGUUCAGUGUCUCUGAGUUGCAGCAGUGAUGCAAACCCAGCAGUGCUGAACUACACCUGGUACAGAGAGAACGGGGAGCAGAAAGGAACUGGAGACCAUCUCACCAUCAACACCACUGAUUCUACACACAGUGGUUUAUACUACUGUAGAGCUCAAAACCAGUACGGAGAUCACAACUCAUCUGUCUACCUGGAUGUGCAGUAUGCUCCUCAGGUCUCUCCUUCCUCCAGCUGUAGCAUCACUCAGGAUUUGAUAAUGUGUUCUUGUGAGGUUCAUGGAAAUCCAUCUCCCAAACUGAAAUGGCGUCUCUCUAAUCAACAUUCUCCCACCAGCAGGGACGAGUCUGUUAACAACACAACCUUAAGAAGCUUCAUUUCCAUCAGUCAGUCAUUUACACACAUGCUCACUGUGCAGUGUGUUGGCUCCAGUAGGCUGGGCACUGACACACAGAUCUUCUACAUAAUUAAAAUGGUUCAUCACUCUGCAAAAGAACACAGACACACUGCAGGACUUUACCUGGGUCUCUCUGUGGUUCUCCUUGUGUCUCUUGGUGUUAUUGGAUUUCUCAUCUACAGAUUAAAACAAUUGUCCAGGAAAAUAAAAGUUCUAGAGGGAGGAGACACGUACGCUUCUCUCCAGCUUUCUGCUGUACAGAACUCUGAAUAUGAAACUCUGCAGACUAACAGAGAGGGAAGAGAAACAAAGAACAAAGACUGAAAAGUUUGAUUUAUUAUAAUUUUUUGUCAUGGAGUAAAAUAGUCAUUACUGAAGAAUAUUAAAUUAUAUUAAAUAUUUAGAUGUUUUAUUUUUUUAUAAUUUUAUAGUUAUAUGUGAUGCUGUGCAAAAUUGAUGGAACAAAAAAGUUUCUGUUCUUUAGAUUAGUUCUACAGGGAAUUAAUAAAGCUUGUAUGUUUGAUAGUAAAGUAGGUAAUAUACCAUUUUAAUAACUGCUAUUGAUACAGUGCAGCUCACAUAAAUAUCCGGUAUGAUUUAGCUGUAAUUGCUAUUUUACUCCCAAUGAGUCUUGUUUCUGUUUCCAUAAAGUUGUGUUGAACUUUUUGUACUGAAACUGAAUAAACAAUUCUCACUAGAU
This is a messenger RNA of Clarias gariepinus (North African catfish), 2338 nucleotides long. RefSeq names its product myelin-associated glycoprotein-like. The coding region runs from base 208 to 1962 and encodes 584 amino acids. The transcript is spliced from 12 exons. Lineage: Eukaryota; Metazoa; Chordata; Actinopteri; Siluriformes; Clariidae. The record is from RefSeq and is a predicted model, not a curated record.